AUGGUAAGCCACAUCUCGCAGAUGCUCAUUUUGGUCGCGCAUUAUCUGCGCAUCUCUUCAUAUCAAGAAAUCCAUCCUAACCAGUUUGCAGCUUCCUCUCGGCCUUCUCACAGCCGCCCAAGGCCACCCUAUGCUGGUGGAGCUCAAGAACGGCGAGACUCUCAACGGACAUUUGGUUACAUGCGAUACAUGGAUGAAUCUCACGCUCAAGGAGGUGGUGCAAACGAGUCCGGUGAUUAUUCCACCCUCAUCUAUCCGACAGCGCGUCUCGCGGAUUGACACCUUCAGUUCCAUCAAGCUUGGCUAAUAUGGGUUUCUAGGAUGGAGACAAGUUUUUCAGGUUACCGGAGGUUUAUGUGAAGGGAAAUAAUGCAUGUUGAAUUGUCCAGAGAGGUUUGCGAAAUGCUAAUGGUUGACAUAGAUCAAAUAUUUGCGAGUACCCGAUGAGAUCAUUGAUCUGGUCAAGGAGCAACAGCAAGGUCAGCAAAAUAGCAACUACAGAGGCCGUGGUGGACAAAGAGGCGAUCAUCGGGGUAGAGGUGGUGACAGAGGACGAGGCGGUAGGGGCGGAGGAAGAGGGAGGGGGCGGGGCUCAUGA
Hymenoscyphus albidus is the source of this 598-nucleotide messenger RNA. The record is from the annotation of a GenBank genome assembly. NCBI's taxonomy places the organism in Eukaryota, Fungi, Ascomycota, Leotiomycetes, Helotiales, Helotiaceae.